Messenger RNA from Phycomyces blakesleeanus NRRL 1555(-), 669 nucleotides. RefSeq lists its product as hypothetical. The record is from RefSeq and is a predicted model, not a curated record. NCBI's taxonomy places the organism in Eukaryota, Fungi, Mucoromycota, Mucoromycetes, Mucorales, Phycomycetaceae. The transcript is spliced from 5 exons. Bases 1 to 669 code for a protein of 222 amino acids.
AUGCAUGCAAAGAGCAAGCUUGUUUUUGAGCAGAAGUACCAGGAAUUUGUUUCCCAGUUUUCUGAACACAGAAAUUUUGUUAAGUACAUUGGUAGAUCAAGAAACUUCUGGGUUGACUGGUUAGUUUACAUGCUCUCCCAAGUAGUAGAGCAUGACUAUAGACAAGAGGGUCUCAGGAUUGUGUAUGGGUUCAAGAAGCUUGUUUUAACACAUACUGAAAAGGCAAAGAAGAAGAAGGCACAAGAAAUUGUCUAUGAAGAUGCUCUUAGUAUGGUCAAGGCUGUUGAAGACACUCUUGGUCAAAAAAGAAAUACUGUCAAUCUGCUCUUGUUCAGACCCAAAUCAUUUGUGCAAGCAUAUUUUUUGGUCUGCAGGAUGAUGGAACCUCAGUACUCAUUAAUCAAAAAGCUUCCUAUUGUUCAGAAUCAAGAUACAAACUUGUGCAAGAAAAUUGAGCAAGCCAUGACAAAACAAAAUGUCAUGGCCAUGGAUAGUCCCUGUGGAAUGGACGUUUCUGUUCAGAUUUUCAGGGACUGUCUCUCUUCGCUAAAAGAAGCAGGUGCUGGACCCCAGCAGAAUCAACUGUUCCUGGUUGCUUGUGUCGUGCCUAAUUUUGGUGAUACAAGUUCUAGUGACUUGUUCUUACAAAAGAAGCAGGAAUUAGAAUGA